AUGUCUGGCGCUCGAUACGACUACAUCAGAGUGCCCACUGCUUACAACAACGUCGGCUUCGUAGCCAACGACUUGGUGGAUUACGGAGAGUACGACGGGAGCCUGCAAAGGAGCCUCUCCGGGUUCUCUGAUGACACGGCUUCCUUAGGUUCUCCGACGACGUAUGCAGUGUCCCCAAGCCUAGACAGCUUUAACCACGACUUCGACUCGUCUCACUACUCCAGUCGUCAAGUGCCAAUACCAAGGUCUACUGCAUCCACGACGAGUGGAACUUACACGGCCCAUUGGACGGACGCAACAAGCCCCCAGUACAAAACCACGUACAAUUCUCAACCAGCGACGGGCUCCAUCAACAUACAACCAAGCAGUAUCAUGUCAACCCCGUCACCCGAGUACGUCUGCCUCUACGACGGCUGCCGGCAGAAGGCCUUCCGGCGGUCGGCCGACCUAGACCGGCACAUCAAGCACGUGCACCUGAAGCCUCCGGACGUGUACUUCUGCGACUACAACCGCUGCCCGCGGAGCGAGAAGGCGGUGGCCGCACGGUCACCUCGCCCACCUCCCCCGGCGGCCGGCGCCGGCGCGGGCGCGGCGGGGAUCGGCGCCUUCGGCCGCAAGGACCACUGCCGCGCGCACUACCGCGACUACCACCGCGAGGACCUGUGCCGGCGCAACGGCAAGGAGGCGGCGGGGUGGUUCGACGACCGCAACAUCUCGAGCAGCUGGUGGCGGUGCACAAAGUGCCUGCGCAAGGUGUCGUAUUCGCGCUGCGGCUGGGAGUGCCGCGACUGCGGGCAGAUGCUGGAGCCGGAGCGCAUCAACGCGCGCAAGAGGAGGAUGGGCAGCAAGGGGUCGUCGUCAUCGUCGUCGAGGGGUUACUGA
This is a messenger RNA of Diaporthe citri, 882 nucleotides long. RefSeq lists its product as uncharacterized. The coding region runs from base 1 to 882 and encodes 293 amino acids. NCBI's taxonomy places the organism in Eukaryota, Fungi, Ascomycota, Sordariomycetes, Diaporthales, Diaporthaceae. The transcript has 3 exons. The record is from RefSeq and is a predicted model, not a curated record.